This is a messenger RNA of Grammomys surdaster, 3182 nucleotides long. It is a transcript of the gene Sox8, whose product is annotated as SRY-box 8. NCBI's taxonomy places the organism in Eukaryota, Metazoa, Chordata, Mammalia, Rodentia, Muridae. Gene Ontology annotation, molecular function: DNA-binding transcription factor activity, RNA polymerase II-specific; RNA polymerase II cis-regulatory region sequence-specific DNA binding. The coding region runs from base 359 to 1750 and encodes 463 amino acids. Gene Ontology annotation, cellular component: nucleus. Gene Ontology annotation, biological process: morphogenesis of an epithelium; negative regulation of transcription by RNA polymerase II; neural crest cell development. The record is from RefSeq and is a predicted model, not a curated record. The transcript is spliced from 3 exons.
GCCUCAGUCGAGGGAUCAGGCUGCGGGGCGCCUGGCCCACGUGGUGCGGAGGGUGGGGCGGGGUCCACAGGCUUGUUUGGAUUAGGGGCGGGCCAUACAAACCCCGCCUCGGGGAGGACGCGCCUGCCAACCCGGACCGGGAGGGGCGGGGUUUCGGCGGUGGCUUAAAGAAACUUGUUGCGGGUCCCAGAACUGAGAUUGAGCUGCAGCGGCGGUGGAGCGGCUGCUGGGCCCCUGCGGUGAGGACAAAGAUUGGGUCCUGCGUGGCAACCUUGGAUUUCAGAGUGUCCGUCCACAGAGUGACCGGGCGCGACCCCUGCGUCCAUCCCCACUGAGCGCCUCUACGCGCGUGGCCCCGAUGUUGGACAUGAGUGAGGCCCGCGCCCAGCCGCCCUGCAGCCCGUCUGGCACCGCUAGCUCCAUGUCACACGUGGAGGAUUCAGACUCCGACGCGCCACCGUCGCCCGCGGGAUCAGAGGGCCUGGGCCGCGCGGGGGGCGGCAGCCGAGGGGAUACUUCUGAGGCAGCAGACGAACGCUUCCCAGCCUGCAUCCGUGAUGCCGUGUCGCAGGUGCUUAAGGGCUAUGACUGGAGUCUGGUGCCUAUGCCGGUGCGCGGCGGCGGUGGCGGCACGCUCAAGGCCAAGCCGCACGUGAAGCGACCCAUGAAUGCCUUCAUGGUGUGGGCACAGGCUGCGCGCCGCAAGCUGGCGGACCAGUAUCCGCAUCUCCAUAACGCAGAGCUCAGCAAGACCCUGGGCAAGCUGUGGCGCUUGCUGAGUGAAAGCGAGAAGCGGCCAUUCGUGGAGGAGGCCGAGAGGCUCCGUGUGCAGCACAAGAAAGACCACCCAGAUUACAAAUACCAGCCGAGGCGAAGGAAGAGUGUGAAGACCGGCCGGAGCGACUCAGACUCUGGUACUGAACUGGGCCACCACCCUGGUGGUCCCAUGUACAAAGCUGAUGCAGUGCUUGGCGAUGCACACCACCACAGCGACCACACAGGCCAGACCCAUGGGCCACCCACCCCACCCACCACCCCCAAGACGGACCUUCACCAGGGCAGCAAUGGAAGCAAGCAAGAGCUAAGGCUGGAAGGGCGCCGCCUGGUGGACAGUGGGCGCCAGAACAUCGACUUCAGCAAUGUGGACAUCUCUGAGCUCAGCAGCGAGGUUAUCAGUAACAUGGAUACCUUCGAUGUCCACGAGUUUGACCAGUACUUGCCCCUCAAUGGCCACUCAGCCAUGCCCACAGAGCCCAGCCAGGCCACUGCCUCUGGCUCCUAUGGAGGCGCUUCCUACUCCCACUCCGGGGCGACUGGCAUAGGGGCAUCCCCUGUGUGGGCCCACAAGGGAGCUCCCUCGGCCUCAGCCUCGCCCACAGAGGCAGGACCCCUUCGGCCACAUAUCAAGACGGAGCAGCUGAGUCCCAGCCACUACAACGACCAGUCACACGGCUCGCCUGGCCGUGCUGACUAUGGCUCCUACAGUGCCCAGGCCAGUGUCACCACAGCUGCCUCUGCCACAGCUGCCAGCUCCUUCGCCAGCGCACAGUGUGACUACACUGACCUGCAGGCUUCCAACUACUACAGCCCCUACCCUGGCUACCCUCCCAGCCUCUACCAAUACCCUUACUUCCAUUCAUCCCGCCGGCCCUAUGCCUCGCCACUGCUCAACGGGCUCUCCAUGCCGCCAGCACACAGUCCCAGCAGCAACUGGGACCAGCCUGUGUACACCACCCUGACCCGGCCCUGAGGCUGCUGCAUCCCGGAGGACUCCGUGUCCACGAAGUAUAGCCAGGUCUUUGAGUUCUUCCAGAAGUGUACUCAGUUAGAGGGUGGAGGCAGCCAGCACGGCCUCACUUCUUCAAGUGCCUGCUGAAUGUGCAGGAAGCCAGGCUUUGUCACCUUGUGUCCCUUUGCCUCUGGAUAUCCAAACUUCUGCCAGGGGACAGAGCUCUCUUUUCCCCCUUUUCUCUCUCUGAGGUGACCGGUAAUUUCUGAAACAGCCAUUCUGUUGCUCUCCAGUUUGGAUAAAGUUCACACCAGCUCCCGGAGGUUUGCAUCUCAGUAGAUAAGAAGAUAGCCACACCUAAGGACAAAGGAGAGAAGGGACUUCAGGUCUUUACCAGGCUAGCCAAGAACUCCCCGGGACCAAGGGAUGCUGUCUCCCUGGUGAAAGCAUGAAAGCACAUCUGUGGAUGCUCGAGGAUACAUCCACCCGGGCAUCUCUUGGGACCGAUGUGAGAUGGAGGGGUUUCACAUUAACCACGGUUCUUCCCAGCAAGGUUUGGCUGAGACGAACACUUUCCGUGUUUAUUUUUAUUUUUUGUUAUUUUUAUUUUAAGGCUUAAACAUGUUUGUUUUGAGAGGUGUUGAAGACGUAUUUAUGUUGUUAUUAUUUUAUCUUUAAUUAAUGAAGUAAUUUGUGCAGACAAAAUUAAAGUCGGGAAGCUCGUUCUGUAAAGGGCAGGAGGGAGGUGGCUCAGCACCCUGCAGCAUCUCUUUGGAUGUCCCUGGAGGCCUUCACCAGGCACAGGAGGAAGUGAUUGACCUCUUGAGGUCUGGUUACAACAAAAAGCCCAGCACCAAUGUUGGGUCAGGCAUUGGAAGGCAGGAGUAUCAUCUCUGCCCUCGGUGGUGCCAAGCAGUAGAAGACAGAAUUUCCUGCAAGCUGGCAGCUGCAGAACCACAAUAAUCUUGGCUCGUUGGCACCAGACGCUACUUACCGAGCUGUGGAAGGAGAGCCUCCCCACUAACCUGCCUAGGUUCCUAGUUAGAGAGUAACAUCUGCUUCACUCUGCAUCGCUGUGUGCUGAGUGUGUAACAGGCUACUUCAUGGAAACUUGUGCCUUGGAGACUUUGUAUAUUUACUCAUAUUUGAGAAGUUUUGCUUCUUUUUAAUUUUUUCUACUUUUCCUACCUUUUUUUAGAGGGAAAAAAAUCCUGUCUUUUUUUUUCUUUUUCUCUCAGCAUAUCUCAUUCCGGGGGUGGGGGUGGGAGCCACAGCAAACUCGUUUUUAUGCAGUCUCUUUUUUCUUUUCUUUUUUUCUUUUUGGCGUUGAAUUCAGAAAGACGUUUGCUGUCCUUUACCUGCUGUGUUUCGUUACUUUCUGACCAGGCAAUGCUAACUUUUGUACAGAUCAAUUUGAUAAAAUUUAAAAAAAAAUGCUUUUUAUCUACUUGGA